GCAGCCUUGGCCUUAGAAGGCGAACCGCCUGGCCUCCCCGGGACACGCCGCGCGCCCCCCGAGCGCGGUCAGCCCAGGGGACCGGGACCGGGACCGGGACGGGGCGGCGCAGCCUGAGCCAGGACCCCGCCCGGCCCCGCGACAUGCGGCGGGAGAGGCGCCGCGCCCCCCGCCCGCCUGUCCGCCAUGGAGGUGCUGCGGCGCUCGUCGGUCCUGGCCGCAGAGAUCAUGGACGCGUUUGAGCGCUCGCCCAGCGACAAGGAGCUGGUGGCCCAGGCCAAGGCGCUCGGCCGCGAGUUCGUGCACGCGCGCCUGCUGCGCGCCGGCCUGGUCUGGAGCGCGCCCGCGCCCGCCCCGGGGGGCCGCCUGGCGGAGGUGAGCGCGGUGCUGCUGCUCCUGGGGGACGAGCUGGAGCUGAUGCGGCCUGGCGUUUACCGCAACGUGGCGCGGCAGCUGAACCUGCCCCUGCAGUCUGAGCCGGUGGUGACAGACGCCUUCCUGGCUGUGGCCGCCCAGAUCUUCUCUGCGGGCAUCACAUGGGGCAAGGUGGUGUCCCUGUACGCGGUGGCCGCCGGGCUGGCCGUGGACUGCGUGCGGCAGGCCCAGCCCGCCAUGGUGCACGCCCUCGUCGACUGCCUGGGCGAGUUUGUGCGCAAGACCCUGGCCUCCUGGCUGAGGCGGCGAGGAGGAUGGACUGACGUGCUCCAGUGCGUGGUCAGCUCAGACCCCGGCUUCCGCUCCCACUGGCUGGUGGCCGCGCUCUGCCGCUUCGGGCGCUUCCUCAAGGCUGCCUUCUUCCUGCUGCUGCCCGAGAGAUGAGUGCCGGAGGGCUGGAUGGCAGGGACCCUUGGGGCUGGCCUCUGGGGUCAGGGUACUGCCCUCGUCCAGCCGGACCUGCCCUCCUGGGAGGAGGUGGGGGUUGCUGCAGCAUGCCCGGUGUGGGCUCCAGUCCCGGAGGGAGCAGGGGUGCGGCUACGAGUGCGGGGAACCCAAAAGGACUUUGUACUACUCAAUAAAGUGUCACCUCAGCCCAGGUGACAGGACGACC
This is a messenger RNA of Erinaceus europaeus (western European hedgehog), 1048 nucleotides long. It is a transcript of the gene BOK, whose product is annotated as BCL2 family apoptosis regulator BOK. The transcript is spliced from 5 exons. Gene Ontology annotation, cellular component: mitochondrial outer membrane. The record is from RefSeq and is a predicted model, not a curated record. Lineage: Eukaryota; Metazoa; Chordata; Mammalia; Eulipotyphla; Erinaceidae. Gene Ontology annotation, molecular function: protein heterodimerization activity; protein homodimerization activity. Gene Ontology annotation, biological process: extrinsic apoptotic signaling pathway in absence of ligand; regulation of apoptotic process; intrinsic apoptotic signaling pathway in response to DNA damage. Bases 187 to 819 code for a protein of 210 amino acids.